AUGCCUCCGCCCCUCAACGGCUGGCGAGACAAGCUCAGCGCGCUCGAGGACUUGUACGAGCGACAUGUCAAGGGCGUCCCCAAACCGCCCGUCCUCUCUGCGAGUGCUGCGGCGCUUCUGUCGGCUGCCUAUGUCUUCAUCUACGUAAUCCCCUUCUACCUGUCGCCCGCAACGCGACCUUCUCCGACUCUCACGCGCGAUGCACCGUCGUCGAUACGCGCCCGUGUACGCGCAGUUACCUUCUCCACUACCCUGUGCUCUGUCCUCACCGUAAUCGUACUCUACCAACAUGAUGCGUCCGCCAUGGAGAUCCUCAGCCUGCUUGGCAUAUGGCCUGUUUCACCCGUAGAUACCAUCCGGACCAUGCUGUUGGUCGUGAUCCUCUUCGCAGGUCCAAUCUUCGAGCACGGUAUCGUAGACGAUGGUUGGAGAGACUGGAUCAAGCUAGACGGUGUCAACGAGUCCUUGAGUAGCUGGAUCGGAUACCGGAACUUUGUAGUCGGCCCUGUCAGUGAAGAGCUCGUCUGGCGCUCCUUCAUUGUCCCCCUCCAUGUCCUCGCCCAAUUCUCCGGCAAGCAAAUCGUGUUUCUUACACCACUGUACUUCGGCAUCGCGCACCUGCACCACCUUUACGAGUUCCGCAUAACCCAUUCUGAAGUCCCCUUCUUCAUCGCCGUGCUUCGUUCACUCUUCCAGUUCACAUACACAUCGCUCUUCGGGUUCUUCGCCGCCUUCGUCUUCAUCAGGACUGGAAAUGUGUACACGUGCAUGCUAGCGCAUACCUUUUGCAACUGGAUGGGUCUUCCGCGCUUCUACGGUCGUGUGGGAGUUGAAGCUGGCAUCCCCAUCGGACCGCCUGAUGUCGAUAAGAAAGAUGAUGAGCAAAGGAGUGUUCCAGCUUAUCAAGGGAAGGGUUUUGGAUGGACAGUAGCCUAUUACCUCGUACUCGUAGCUGGCGCUCUGGCCUUCUAUCACCAGCUGUUUCCUCUAACCGAGAGCAGCCAUGCUCUACCUGUUGACUUGAGUAAGUAG
This is a messenger RNA of Alternaria burnsii, 1032 nucleotides long. Its product is annotated as abi-domain-containing protein. Lineage: Eukaryota; Fungi; Ascomycota; Dothideomycetes; Pleosporales; Pleosporaceae. The coding region runs from base 1 to 1032 and encodes 343 amino acids. Gene Ontology annotation, molecular function: metalloendopeptidase activity. The record is from RefSeq and is a predicted model, not a curated record. The transcript is spliced from 4 exons. Gene Ontology annotation, cellular component: endoplasmic reticulum membrane. Gene Ontology annotation, biological process: CAAX-box protein processing.